AUGGAGCCUUCAAAAGCAAAACACGACAACGAAGUCCAUGAAACGACUGACCAUGCCGCUGGCACCAGCUAUGUGUACGAUGGGGGCCUCGUCGACGAGGUUGACGAAGCCUACCUUCGUGCUCCGAGGUCCACAAGAUUCUAUAGAGGUGUUCUGUUCCAGAUGAUCCUCUUUGGGGCCCUUUCCUUCGUGGGCCCUGCCAUGUCCGAUGCCAUCUCCAACCUGGGAGGUGGCGGCCUCUCGACACCGUACCUGGCGAACAUGGCAACCGCACUCAGCUACAUGGCCGGGUGCAUGAUUACCGUCUUUGGCGGGCCGUUGAUCAACAAGUUCGGCAUCAAAUGGUCUUGCAUGAUCGCCGCCGUAUCGAUGCCUCUUGCCGGUUCCGCCUACUACGUGAGCGCAAAGUAUCACGUGGAUUGGUAUCUUCUUUUCGCAAGGCUGCUUGGAGGAUUCACCUCCGGAUUUCUGUACGUGGCCGAGACCGCUGCCAUGUUGUCGUACCCGGAACCCAACGACAGAGGGUUCUACUUGGGUAUUUGGUCUGCCAUGCGAAACUCUGGCAGCGUCAUUGGAGGUGCCAUUAACUUUUCGAACAACCACUCACGAGCGAAUGCGGGAGGCAUUGCGUGGUCUACCUACCUGAUAUUCGUUGGCUUCGAAUGCACCGGUGUGAUUUGGGCAGUCUUCCUGUCUCCCACCAGACGUGUGCGCCGUCGCAAUGGCAGCAAGAUCCCCAUGCCAAGCAACAUCAGCUGGAAGAAAGAGCUCAUUGCCCUCUGGAGACACCUGCAGCGCAGAAAGACGUGGCUUGUUUCUAUCCCCGCGUUCUAUUCGUUCUUCUUUGGCGGGACCAUGGGUACCUACCUCUCCCUGCACUUCUCUGUUCGGGCGCGCGCGUUGUCGUCGUUGAUUACUCCAAGCCUUACCAUUGUCAUGGUCAUUGCCUACGGAAAAUUGCUGGACACGUCCCGUUGGUCGCAGGCCAAGCGGGCGUGGAUCUCCUUCGUCUUCUGGGUCAUUCCACAGGCGGCCUGCUUCAUUUGGAUCGGCAUAGAGUACAGCAAAUUUGGAGGAGGCAAGACGGAAGAUGCCCUUGACUACGCGCUACACACCAGGAGAUGGGCGGAAGCCUACCUCCCCUAUCUCGUCAUGUUUUCCACCGGCUACUGGACUCAGCUGUCCCUGUACUGGAUUCUCGGGACGUUCUCCACGGAUGUAGGGUCGUCGUCUCGCUCGGGCGGUCUGUUCCGCGCCUUCGAAACGGCCGGCCAGGCUGUCUCGUACGCCCUCAACUCCAAGACCGGUGCCGACCCGAGAAUCCCCUUCUACAUCAACGCCGCGAUUCUGGUCGUUACGAUUCCGUGCAUGGUGUUCCUGAUCAGACUGGUCCCCGAGGUGCCUGCCACCACAGACAUAGAUGCAGCGGACGUCGUUGCUGAUGAAGAUGCAUCGGAUCCAGAUAGGAAGUAG
This is a messenger RNA of Colletotrichum destructivum, 1473 nucleotides long. RefSeq names its product Putative major facilitator superfamily, MFS transporter superfamily. Gene Ontology annotation, biological process: transmembrane transport. Bases 1 to 1473 code for a protein of 490 amino acids. NCBI's taxonomy places the organism in Eukaryota, Fungi, Ascomycota, Sordariomycetes, Glomerellales, Glomerellaceae. The transcript has 8 exons. The record is from RefSeq and is a predicted model, not a curated record. Gene Ontology annotation, molecular function: transmembrane transporter activity.